Musa acuminata AAA Group (dessert banana) is the source of this 1333-nucleotide messenger RNA. RefSeq names its product farnesyl pyrophosphate synthase 1-like. Gene Ontology annotation, biological process: trans, trans-farnesyl diphosphate biosynthetic process. The transcript has 12 exons. Gene Ontology annotation, cellular component: cytoplasm. The coding region runs from base 58 to 1131 and encodes 357 amino acids. Gene Ontology annotation, molecular function: (2E,6E)-farnesyl diphosphate synthase activity; dimethylallyltranstransferase activity. NCBI's taxonomy places the organism in Eukaryota, Viridiplantae, Streptophyta, Magnoliopsida, Zingiberales, Musaceae. The record is from RefSeq and is a predicted model, not a curated record.
GUCACUCUCCCUUUUCUCCGCUUCGGUGAGGCGUUUUAGUGGUGGUGGUGGUGAUUAAUGGCGGCGGCAGGGACUAAUGGCGCGGUGGUGGUUGUCGUUGGAGGAGGGGAUCUGAAGGCGACCUUCCGCCAGAUCUACGAUCGCCUCAAGUCGGAGCUGCUCCAAGAUGACGCCUUCGAUUACACCGACGAGGCCCGCCAAUGGAUCGACAGGAUGCUGGACUACAAUGUACCUGGAGGCAAGCUAAACCGUGGAUUGUCUGUCAUCGAUAGCUACAAGUUGCUUAAGGAAGGGAAUCAACUCAAUGAUGAAGAGGUCUUUCUAGGAUGUGCCCUCGGUUGGUGCAUUGAAUGGCUUCAAGCAUAUUUUCUAGUCCUUGAUGAUAUCAUGGAUAACUCGCACACUAGGCGAGGUCAACUUUGUUGGUUUAGAGUUCAAAAGGUUGGACUUAUUGCCGUAAAUGAUGGAAUUCUACUCCGCAAUCACAUUCCUCGGAUUCUUAAAAGGCAUUUUAAGGGAAAGCCUUACUAUGUAGAUCUCCUUGAUUUGUUCAAUGAGGUUGAAUUUCAGACAGCUUCAGGGCAGAUGCUUGAUGUCAUUACUACUCAUGAAGGAGAAAAGGAUCUGUCUAAAUAUACACUGCCAGUUUACAAUCGUAUCGUGCAAUACAAAACUGCCUAUUAUUCCUUUUAUCUUCCGGUAGCAUGUGCACUGCUAAUGGCAGGUGAAAAUUUGGACACCUUUGUUGAUGUGAAAAACAUUCUUGUUGAAAUGGGUACAUACUUCCAAGUGCAGGAUGAUUUCCUAGAUUGUUUUGGUGAUCCUGAAGUGAUUGGUAAGAUUGGAACCGACAUUGAAGAUUUUAAAUGUUCUUGGCUUGUAGUGCAAGCCCUACAACGCGCUAAUGAGAAUCAGAUGAAAACUUUGUCGGAGAUCUAUGGAAAGUCUGAUCCAACUUGUGUUGCAAAAGUGAAGAGUAUUUAUAAAGAUCUCGAUCUCCAGAAUGUAUUUGCCGAGUACGAGCGGACCAGUUAUGAACAACUGAUAUCUUCAAUUGAGGCCCAGCCAAGCAAAGCGGUUCAGGGUGUACUGAAGUCUUUCCUGCAGAAGAUCUACAAGAGGGAGAAAUAGUCUCACAAGGAUAUAUUUUGAUCGAUGAUGGUGCGAUAGAGUAGUUUGUCCUGUAAUUUCCCCUUGAUUUGCCUUGCAUUAUGUUAUUCUUUUUGCAAAUCAUGCUUCUGUGUCUUGUGAGUCGAACUAAACCAGAUCUGCUUCACUAGCUUUAUGUUCCUCAGUAGAGUUUGCUCUUUGGAGACCCUUUGUUUUCGUUUUA